CCCCUUCAGAUUCUUCUUCUUGUUUUCAUCCAGGGAGAAAGUGGACAAACAAAUACAGGAAAAGAUCUUCUUCUUAUUUUCAUUCCAUGAAGUGUGAAUCAAAACAGACUAGUACUACUCUACUAGUCCAAAAUCUAGAACCCUACGUCUCCGACGAUGAUGUCCGGCGGGUGUUUGAAAAGUUUGGGUCUUUGGAGAGCGUACAGAUUAUUGUCACGAAUCCGAACACUACCAAGCCGCAUGUGCCAUACAAGUUUGCUGCAAUGGUGAAGUUUUCAAGCUCCACCGAGGCCAAGAAUGCAUUACAAGGCGCAGAUGGCGUAAAUGACUGGGUGGUGGUGAGGUAUGAUCCAGAUUCGAGGCCUCUUCCGUUCAAGCUCACGAAUAAGCAUAAGAACCGACUGCCGCCGUGGUUGUACACCCCGCGGCAGUUGGCCGAUUUGGUCGAGAAGAAUGAGCUUGUUCCUCCAUUAACUCGACCCCCUAUCCAAGCCACUGGCUUGCCAGAGAACUUGAAUGGCCUCAUUGCACAGAGAAUGGCACCGGCUCGACUUCAGCUUAACCUUGGUCCAGGGGUCACACCACCACCAUCCUCUGUUGAUUUACCUCACUCAAGUCCACCCACAAGCCGCACAACUUUCCCAGCUCACAUCAAAGUUCCCGGAUUUUUCAAGGACACCCUGACUUUUGGAACAGUUGGGGAUAUCCUUCAUAGCAUUAGCAGCAAUUAAGAAUCAUUCCUAAUUUUGUAUAUUCUAGUUAUGCUUACUAAUAUGUCUGAGCUGAGGCCAUUGCAACAUGGUCAGCUAGUCUGUAACUUUUAAGGGAUUUUGUAAUGUAAAGACAGGUUUCAUUGCAACAUGGUCGGCUAGGCUUUAAGGGAUUUUGAAAUGUAAAGACAGGUUUACAGCAACUCUGGUGGAAGGGUAGAAAUCAUGUUCUUCAAUGGGUGAAAUCGUGUGGUUUAAAUUUUUGUUAGAAUCUGCAGUAUCCUUGGUUGUUGUUGUUGUUUAAAUUUUGUUAGCAUCUGCAGUAUUUUAGUUCGUGCUUGCUUCACUGGUAGUUUUCAUAUUCCUCAUCUUUCUGAUGAUGCAGUGGAUUCACCUCACUCCACCGGCAAGUCACAAACUGUUGAUUGAUGAAAUCUUAGUUUUGAUUGAUGCUUAGCUUUAACUAUUCAUAAUUAUGAAGUGAAGAUGUAGAAUUGCAUCCAUAAACUACACAUUUAUCAGUGGA
Molecule: messenger RNA, 1236 nt
Organism: Rosa rugosa (rugosa rose)
Lineage: Eukaryota; Viridiplantae; Streptophyta; Magnoliopsida; Rosales; Rosaceae
Exons: 6
Coding region: 87-731 (214 amino acids)
Molecular function (GO): RNA binding
Source: RefSeq, a predicted model, not a curated record